Molecule: messenger RNA, 519 nt
Organism: Rotaria sp. Silwood1
Lineage: Eukaryota; Metazoa; Rotifera; Eurotatoria; Philodinida; Philodinidae
Source: the annotation of a GenBank genome assembly
AUGAAUAAUAACAAUAUAUUAACCAAUGAACAAUGGUCAGAAAUUUCGGAAGCGAUUGAUUUAGUUGACCAAACAGGUGACCGUACUGUACUCGAUCGAGUAUUAAUUUUGAUUAUGAAAAAUUUUAUUGAAUCUCUUGAUAGUGAUGAAGAGGAUGAUGUUCAAAAAAAUGAUGAUGAUAAUAUGGAAAAACAGUUUGUAAUUGCAUUAAUUGAAAGUGAACUUGCUGAAAUGCUAGCCUUUGAUGUUUGUCCAAGUUGGUGUUGUCGUCGUCGACGAAAAAUUCAACCUUUUAAUCAGAAUAGUCAUCGAUUUUCAGAUUAUUUAAUUAAUAUAGCACGAGCAAAAUCAUUUGAUAAAGAUAAUAAUGGAUUUAUUUCAAAAGAAAUCAUACAACGAAUCUUUGGAACACAAUUGAGUAAUGAGAAAAUGAGGGAAUUAUUGCGCUUUGUAGAAACAAAUACUGCUGGGAAUAUUAAUUAUAAAGAUUUCGCAACAUUGAUGUUAAUUAUUCAAUGA